AUGUCGAGUUUCUACGUAGACGACUGCUUAGGAAGGUCUGCUAUGGAAGCUGAAGCUCAUCUACUGCAAACUCAGUUAACAGAGUUACUCGCAUCAGGAGGAUUUCCACCGAGGAAAUUGUGUUGGAACAGUCAAAGAGUUAUGGAAACCAUUCCAGUGCAGGACACAGAAACGUCCUUGCCAUGCCAUCUCACUGGGGAACCAACAAAAAAAACCUUAGGUAUAUACUGGCAUCCUGAUUCUGAUAUCUUCCAGUGUCAGGUGCAACUGAAGAGUCGUCAGCUGACUAACAUUACAAAGCGUAAUGUUUUGUCUUUUAUAGCAUCAAUCUAUGACCCACUGGGACUGCUAGGCCCAGCAGUAGUGAAAUGUAAAUUGUACAUGCAACAUUUGUGGCAAUCAAACCUUGACUGGGAUGAAGCUCUUCCACCCAAUUUAAUUGAGGAAUGGAAUGAUAUUGCUGAGCAGUUGCCCUCUCUAACUGACAUUGUAAUUAGAUGUAAGAUCAUUCCUAGUCCACAUUAUGUAGAAUUAGAAAUUCAUGAAUUCUGUGAUGCUUCACAGUUAGCAUAUGGUGCAUGUAUAUACACAAGGUGUGUCUUUGUCAAUGAAGAUGUGUUAGUCUUAUUGAUCACAGCAAAAUCCAGGACUGCUCCCAUAAAACAGCAGACAUUGCCACAACUGAAAUUAUGUGGUGCUCAACUCCUAGCAUGA
This is a messenger RNA of Schistocerca piceifrons (Central American locust), 714 nucleotides long. RefSeq lists its product as uncharacterized. NCBI's taxonomy places the organism in Eukaryota, Metazoa, Arthropoda, Insecta, Orthoptera, Acrididae. The coding region runs from base 1 to 714 and encodes 237 amino acids. The record is from RefSeq and is a predicted model, not a curated record. The transcript has a single exon.